CAAAUAAAACACAACUUUUAGGUCACUGGUCAGUCCCCUCCCUUCUCGCUCUUUACUUCACACCGAGAGAGUAAGAGAGAUGGCUCAAGCUAGCUCUUCUUGUCUCUCUACCCUGCUCAUGUCUUUCUAUUCUUGCCUGCAAUGAACCAAGAUCUGCACCCCUUCUUCCUGGAAGAAGAUGGCAUCAAUGUAUAACCCAGAAACGAGUGCGGUACAAGACCAACAACAAUACCAACAAAACCCUACAUUACUUUAUGAUGCUCUCUAUUGUUCUGAAGAGAAUUGGGUGGAAGAAGUUAGAGAGGACUGUUUUCAAGAUGAACUAGAAGGAGAGAGUUAUUGUAGCAACAAUAGCAAUAAACUAAACACUUUUCCAAUAUUUCUAGAACAAGACUUAAGCUGGGAAGAUGAGGAGCUUUCCUCUUUGUUUGCCAAGGAGGAGCAAAAUCAGCUGUGCAAAGACUUAGAAACCAACCCAUCUUUGGCUAGGGCUCGCUGUGAGGCUGUAGAGUGGAUUCUAAAGGUCAAUGAACACUACUCUUUCACCGCUCUAACUGCAGUUUUGGCAGUGAACUAUCUUGAUAGGUUUUUAUUCAGUGUCCACCUUCAGAAAGAGAAGCCAUGGAUGGCCCAACUUGCAGCUGUGUCUUGCCUCUCACUUGCUGCCAAAGUGGAGGAGACCCAAGUGCCCCUUCUAUUGGAUUUUCAGGUGGAGGACAGUAAAUACGUGUUCGAGGCCAAAACUAUCCAGAGAAUGGAGAUCCUGGUGCUUUCUACUCUUAAAUGGAAGAUGAAUCCAGUAACCCCAAUAUCGUUUCUUGAUUACAUCACUAGAAGGCUUGGCCUAGAACACUAUCUUUGUUUGGAAUUUCUCAAGAGGUGUGAGCGCAUGGUCCUCUCUAUCUUGGCAGAUUCUAGGUCUAUGCCUUAUGUUCCUUCUGUAAUGGCCGCUGCCACGAUGCUCUAUGGUAUUGAUAACAUAGAACCCAGUCUUGCAGCAGAAUACCAAAGCCAGCUGUUGAGCAGUCUUGGAAUCGAUAAAGACAAGGUAGAGGAUUGCAGCAAGUUCUUAAUGGAAUUUGCUCUAAGAGACCAUUUUAAGCUUCUCUCAAACAAACGCAAGUUUUGUUCACUUCCAGGCAGUCCUAGCGGUGUGGUUGAUGUGUCUUUUAGCUCAGACAGCUCAAAUGAUUCAUGGUCUGUGGCAUCAUCCGUGUCUUCAUCACCCAAGCCUCUGUCCAAGAAGAGUAGGGCACUGCAGAGUCUAAACAACGCAACAACUUCAGAUUUUCUCAGCAUUCCUCGCUAGUGCCUUAAAAUUCCUGUUUUUCCCUAAUGGACUACCUCUUGUACGGUUAAUAAGUCUUGUGCUUUUUCAAUGUUCAAGUUAAAUUGCCUGCCAUCUCUGCUUUUCCAGCUCAGGCCAAUGCUUAGAACGCUGAAAUAUUGAUUGGGUACUGGGAAUUGGAAGCAGAGAUAGUUGGCAUUUUACCGGAAAUGAAGAACAGAACAGAACAAAAAAAAGAAAAAAAAGAGAGCCGAUGAGGAAGAGUUCUGGUAGUAAUCUGACCUCUUUCCCCCCACUUCAUUAGGCCCUUUAUUGUCUCAUAUUCUAUAAAUAAAACAUCUCGUAUGAACUUAUUCA
Populus trichocarpa (black cottonwood) is the source of this 1645-nucleotide messenger RNA. Its product is annotated as cyclin-D3-1. The record is from RefSeq and is a predicted model, not a curated record. Gene Ontology annotation, cellular component: cyclin-dependent protein kinase holoenzyme complex; cytoplasm; nucleus. Gene Ontology annotation, molecular function: cyclin-dependent protein serine/threonine kinase regulator activity. Gene Ontology annotation, biological process: regulation of cyclin-dependent protein serine/threonine kinase activity; mitotic cell cycle phase transition. NCBI's taxonomy places the organism in Eukaryota, Viridiplantae, Streptophyta, Magnoliopsida, Malpighiales, Salicaceae.